Molecule: messenger RNA, 2728 nt
Organism: Thalassophryne amazonica
Lineage: Eukaryota; Metazoa; Chordata; Actinopteri; Batrachoidiformes; Batrachoididae
Gene: eif3ba
Product: eukaryotic translation initiation factor 3, subunit Ba
Exons: 19
Coding region: 127-2169 (680 amino acids)
Biological process (GO): translational initiation
Cellular component (GO): eukaryotic translation initiation factor 3 complex
Molecular function (GO): translation initiation factor binding; RNA binding; translation initiation factor activity
Source: RefSeq, a predicted model, not a curated record
GUUUCCGUGGAUUCGUCCAUUUUCACCGAACCGCACAUGGUGCCCCGCCGGCUGAGCACUGUCAGCCUCUUACAGUCUGGGAUUUUACUCCGUCGUCGAGUAAAAAUUGUCUCGUAGGCUUGUUAAAUGCAAGAUACGGUGGACAUGGUUGACGACCCCGAGUAUGAAGAGGAGGAGCCUUCCUUCAGCGAUCCGGAGGACUACGUGGAUGAUAUCGAUGACGACGAGCUCCUUGGUGAUGUCUUGAGGGAGAAGCCUCAGGAGGCUGAUGGCAUAGACUCAAUGGUGGUGGUGGACAAUGUUCCCCAGGUGGGCCCAGAGCGUUUGGAAAAGCUCAAAAACGUCAUACACAAGAUUUUCUCCAAGUUUGGCAGGAUCACCACUGAAUUCUAUCCAGAGACUGAUGGUGUGACCAAAGGAUACAUUUUUCUUGAGUAUGCUGCUCCAACUCAGGCCUUAGAGGCAGUAAAGAAUGCUGAUGGAUACAAACUGGACAAACAGCACACAUUCAGGGUCAACCUCUUCACUGACUUUGAUAAGUACAUGAAUAUCAGUGAUGAGUGGGAAGCUCCAGAAAAACAACCAUUCAAAGAUUUUGGUAACAUGCGGCAUUGGAUUGAGGACCCAGAUUGUCGAGAUCAGUACAGUGUGAUCUAUGAAGCUGGAGAGAGAACCGCAAUUUUCUCUAACGACGUUAAAGAGCCCCUCACAGUUGAGGAGAGAGCUCGCUGGACAGAAACCUACGUACGCUGGUCUCCUAAAGGCACUUACCUGGCAACCUUCCACCAACGAGGAAUUGCACUUUGGGGUGGCGAGAAGUUCAAACAGAUUCAGCGAUUCAGCCAUCAGGGUGUGUCUCUCAUCGACUUCUCGCCGUGUGAAAGGUAUGUUGUGACGUUCAGUCCGCUGAUGGACACUAAGGAGGAUCCACAGGCCAUCAUCAUUUGGGACAUUCUUACAGGACAAAAGAAGAGAGGCUUCCACUGCGAGAGCUCUGCACACUGGCCCAUAUUUAAAUGGAGCCAUGAUGGAAAGUUCUUUGCUAGGAUGACUCCAGAUACUCUGAGUAUCUAUGAGACGCCAUCUAUGGGCUUGCUUGAUAAGAAGAGUCUCAAGAUUAAUGGGAUCAAGGACUUCUCGUGGUCUCCCGGUGACAACAUUAUAGCUUUCUGGGUACCUGAAGACAAAGACAUACCAGCCAGAGUGACUCUGAUGCAGAUGCCUUCUCGUCAAGAGAUUCGAGUUCGCAACCUCUUUAAUGUUGUCGACUGCAAGCUACACUGGCAGAGGAAUGGAGAUUAUCUCUGUGUGAAGGUGGACAGGACGCCGAAAGGAACACAGGGUGUGGUCACCAACUUUGAAAUAUUCCGUAUGAGAGAAAAGCAGGUUCCUGUUGAUGUGGUAGAGAUGAAGGAAAGCAUCAUAGCGUUUGCAUGGGAGCCCAAUGGCAGCAACUUUGCCGUUCUCCACGGAGAGUCUCCCAGAAUCAAUGCCUCCUUCUAUCACGUCAAAAGUAACGGAAAGAUUGAGCUCCUGAAGAUGUUUGACAAGCAGCAGGCCAACAGCAUCUUCUGGAGUCCACAAGGACAGUUUAUGGUGCUGGCGGGACUCAGGAGUAUGAACGGGGCCCUCGCCUUUGUGGACACGUCAGACUGCACCAUGAUGAACAUAGCAGAGCACUACAUGGCGUCUGACGUGGAGUGGGACCCGACCGGCCGCUACGUUGUUACCUCCGUUUCCUGGUGGAGUCACAAGGUGGACAAUGCGUACUGGCUGUGGACGUUUCAGGGGCGUCUUCUUCAGAAGAACAACAAGGACCGCUUCUGUCAGCUGCUCUGGAGACCGAGACCUCCAAGCCUGCUGAGCACAGAACAGAUCAAGGCGAUCAAGAAAGAUCUUAAGAAAUAUGCAAAGAUCUUUGAACAGAAGGAUCGCCUGAGUCAGUCUAAGGCAUCUAAGGAGUUGGUGGACAAACGCAGGGCCAUGAUGGAGGAGUACCGCCACUACAGGGAGGCGGCGCAGCAGCUUUAUCAGGAACAGAAGGACCUCCGCCUUGAGCUCAGAGGAGGAGUAGACACUGAUGAGCUUGAUAGCAAUGUGGACGACUGGGAGGAGGAGACCAUUGAGUUUUUUAUCAACGAAGAAAUCAUUCCCCUUGGCGAUCUGUAGUUCCUUACGCAGUGCAUCCAUUUUUUGUGUGUGUGUGGAAAGAGCAGAGACGUUUUAUUGAUUGGAGGACGACGACCACGCUCUGAAUCUUGAGGUUCACCACGAGCCUUGGUAUUCUACGUUAGUGACAUCAUCACAGCGCACGCCUUGUGGAUCAGCAGCCACGUUAAAGGACAAGAGAGGAUACUUUACUUUUCUCUCAUCUGCCUUUUUUUUUUUUUUUUUUUUCUCUCCACGCCCUGCGGAACUUAAUAUUUGGUCAUACUGCCUCCUUUUUGCUGUUCAUUGAUUGGAGGCGCUGUUCUCCUGCCUCUUCUAUUAAUUGGACUUCUUGUCACUGAACUGGUUUUACCAUGCUGGUGUGUUGUCACGGGGCAGCAGAGAGUGCCGUACCAGUGGUGCGUGGAGGAGCUGUGACAAAACAAGUAGCCUUGUUAGUUAAUGUGCUGAUGUGGCACUACAAUGGUCUGUAUCCUCCUCCUUUCAGAAUAGGCUUUCACACAGCGAGGGGGUGUGCUGGGGGAAUAUCUUUAAAUAAACGUACAAACUCAAUACGACA